AUGGCUGAGAGGCAGGAGGUCGGGGAGAGUCGAAGGGCAGCGAGAUACUGCGUCACGUCGCUGGAUUUGAGCGAUAACGCUAUUGAGGGAGACAAUUUGACGGCUUUAGCGGAGUUGUUGGACGGCUGCAGCCGAAGGAGACUCGGACGUUGCGACCUACCGCUGGACGAGUUGAAACUGGAGAACACGAUGCAUCGGACGCUGACGACGGUGAGUUGGGCUGCGUUUCGGGCGUUUGUCAUUGCGGCGUUUGGAGUCGCUGGAGACAACAGGAACAGGAACUGCUUGAAGAGGCUGUCCCUUGCGCACAACUCGCUGAAUUACCAUCAUGUGGCGUGCAUCUGCUCGGCCUUGAGGUGUGAAGGCACGACUAUCGAAGAGCUGUCCCUGGCUCGCACCUUUUCGCUGUUAGACCCCGCGGAUCGCAGACUCUGCUGGCAGUGGCUGGCGAUUGGCCUUCGCCCCACGAUUCCUCGGGACGGAGGAACGGGGCUACGGAGACUCGACUUGUCGAACAACCCCUUGUUCCCGCUGGAGAGCGAUGCGUGGCUGAACUGCCUUCGCGAUCCACAGAAGACGGUGGUGCAUAGCACGGAGCUAUACUCUUUGCCAGUCAAAGCCUCUCCUCGCCUGCGUAUCAUCGAGAAAGAAGUCCAAGAAGCCAACCUUCGAGCCGAGUCAAAGGAGUGGGAAGUGCUGGCGUCUCUGGAUGGAUGGCUUUGCGUUAUAGUCCCGGGGUUUGGGGUCGUUUGGACCAAAGCAAAACAUGCGAUGUCUUGGGAGCACGAUGAGGAAGGCGUCCCCUCUGCUUCUGCAGUAUUGUCGGAGCUAGUAAUGAACGGUAUGGCGGACUCUCGGACUACGACGGAGGCGCUGGAGAACUUCCUGGGCGGUUUUGGAGGGCGCUUGCAGUCGCUAGAGCUGCGCCGCAACGCGUUGUCUGCCAUGGACCUGGAUGCUAUUCUCGCUGGCUGCCGAGAGCUCCACACGCUGGAUGUAGAAGGCUGCAGGAUCCUGCAGUUACAGCUACUCGUGGAUGCGCUGGGCGGGGACUUAGGCCAGCACCUGCGCACACUGAACCUCAACGCCAAUCUAGUUGGUGCCGACUCCGUGAACGUGUUGGCAGCAGCUCUACGCGGGCUUGCACACGAUCACGCCCCGGUUCUCCAAGAGCUGCGUGUGGCGCACAACGAAAUCGGCGCCAACGGCGUGCGCCACCUGCACGCUGCCCUCGAGGCGAACAAGCAGUUGACGCUGCUGGAAUUGGAUCUCCCGAACGAGGGCGCGGAAGCUCCUCGACGACCUGAUGACGACGAGUACAUUCAGCUCUAUCGCACUCGCUGCAUGCGCCUGGAUGUGUCGUUCCAGAACGAGCUGUUGGGAGUGUCUCCGCUGCCUGCGGAUCGCAAGCUCGCGUUCUUGCUCAUGUUGAACACGCGCGACGUGGUGCUCGAUCCGGGAAUCUGCAGCGUCAUCUUCGAUUUUGCGGCUGACGAAAAGCGGCGCCGGAUACUCUGGAACUCUGCGCACUCCUGA
This is a messenger RNA of Phytophthora sojae, 1536 nucleotides long. RefSeq lists its product as hypothetical. The coding region runs from base 1 to 1536 and encodes 511 amino acids. The record is from RefSeq and is a predicted model, not a curated record. The transcript is spliced from 2 exons. Gene Ontology annotation, molecular function: protein binding. NCBI's taxonomy places the organism in Eukaryota, Oomycota, Peronosporomycetes, Peronosporales, Peronosporaceae.